UCCAUAUUUUAAAACUCCCCCGAAUUUCGAUCUCUCCGCCAAACUUUCUAUAAUCAAAAGCGUUUUUCAAAUUUGUUCACCACUUCAUUCUCGUGAACUCCUCAACCUCACCUGAUCUUCAAUUAUUUCAUUUCGAUCUCAUUUUUUCAAAAUCACAUCUAGUAUUUACUUUUCAAAUUACCCCAACUUGUAAACCCUAGCUCUAUGCUAUAAAUAAUGGCUACAUCUGCUUUCAAAUCAACUACCAAGAGAACGCCGAUCGGAGCUAAGUCAAGCUCCGACGACUCCUCCGUCAAGCCUCACCGCCGUUCCCGAAGCCUAAGCCGCUUCUCGCACCACUUGCCUGACUCUGACUUCCGUCAAGCUCCGGCGCCGAGGGGCAAAUUCGUCAACACAAUUAGAGGCUCAGGGUUUCCGGAGGUCAGUCUCGACGAUCUCGCCGUUGAUAUUUUUCUUCAGGACCUUGAGAAUGAUGAGCCGGAGGCUGAAACUCGCCGCGCGUCUCGCCGGAGCUCGGGGAUUGGGCAGGGGAGUGAUGGAGCUUCGGCGGCACAGAGACGAGGGAGGUCGGUGAGUAGGCAGGGUGGGAGAGGUAGUGAUGGAAAGAGCGGAGUUUAUAAUGGUCAUGAUUCUUAUGAAGCUAAUUUGAGGAGGAGGAGAUCGGUUUCGGUGGCUCGUGAUAGUCUGAGUGAUGUGAAUUCGAGAAGGAGGAGGUCUGUUUCCGUGGCGCAGAGUCGGAUUAGUGGUUCUGAGAUUGAUAUACCUCAGUCUCAGAGAUCUAGCAACUAUGCUAAUACAAAACAUAUCGGAAAUGGUAGACUUUCUGAUCCAAGGAAACAGACAACUGAUCGACAAUUGGUAAGGUCAUAUAGCCAAACAGAUCUGUUGAGGUCACAUGAUGGGUACUCGAGCCAUUCUUCUUCUUUGACUGACGAUGAAGUAAAGGAUGCCCGUUCUGGUAAAAAUGAGGUUGAAAAAACUAUUCGUGCAGUUUAUGCACAAAAAAAGGCAGAGCACCCUAUUGGUGAAGACGUGCACGGGGAAUUGUAUCAGGCAAUGAGGAAAGAGCUGAGACAUGCUGUUGAGGAAAUUAGGACAGAGCUUGAGGAGGUAAUGGUGAAAGGAAGCUCAACAUUGGGAGGUGCUGAUAGCUUGAAGUCAAGUGAAGCCGAUCUUCAGGCAGUUUCUGCAAUCACGAGAAGUUAUGCGUCAAAACUGGAACAGGCAAAGAAGCGAAAACAAGAUCUGCUUGCUGAGGUGUUGUUGGAAGAACAGAGAGGAAAGGAGCUUUCAAAGAUAGUAAAGGAAUUGCUUCCUCAGCCGAGGAACAAUAUUAUUGAACAAAAACCAUUGCGAACAAGGAAGAGAAGCAAUGACAAAAACAGGAUGUCUAAGCGGUUGAGUGAAGAAGCAGAGAAGUAUUUUGAGGAUUUCAUAUCAAAUGUUGAAGACACGGAUAUUUCUUCAAUUGAUGGAGAAAGAAGUGAUGCAAGUUCAAGUUUGGGUGGGAUGAGUAAGCAAAGAGAGUAUGCACCAUAUAAUAUGGAGAAAAUAGAAGGCAAUCAAGGUCGAGCAGGAUAUAAUUCUCCACCUGUUGCUAUGGAUGGUGUUAAUUUGCCAUGGUUGCAGUGGGAAACUUGUAAUGAUGGUUCUCUUCUUCCAACCAAGAGUAAGACUGAGCUUCCUGCGACUCCAAAGACUAAAUUAUGGGAUGCAACUCAGGACUCAGAUUGUCAUUCCAUCAGCAGACAGGAGAGUUGUAGCCCAGGACUUGUCAGCCAUUCAAUAGGCAGCAGAAAAGACGGGCAAAGCAAUUCCAAAGAAGUCGAGUCUCUGCAGCAAUCAAGGUUCGACAUGGAGGGAUAUCUUGAGCUUCAAAGAAAUGAAGAAGUAUUGUUUGAGAGAUGGAGACAACGUGACAGAAUAAGUUCAGGUUGUCUGUUGCUAUGUGGCAAUCACCUUAGGUUUUAAUUUUAGAAAAGAUCAUAAUUGUUUAUUAAAACAAUGAACUUUUGCACAAAUAUGUUAAGAGUAAAUUUGCAUAUCAGAGUUAUCUUGACAGCAGUGGUUGACCAUUUUUAGUAACAAACAGCAUGUUUAGAAAAGUAUCUGAAGUUAUUGCUGUAAAUGUUCUCCGUCUUGAAUUGACAUGAAGAACAAACAUACAAUCUACAAGGCGUCAUUUUAAUUA
This is a messenger RNA of Daucus carota subsp. sativus, 2191 nucleotides long. RefSeq lists its product as uncharacterized. The transcript has 8 exons. NCBI's taxonomy places the organism in Eukaryota, Viridiplantae, Streptophyta, Magnoliopsida, Apiales, Apiaceae. The record is from RefSeq and is a predicted model, not a curated record. Bases 217 to 1971 code for a protein of 584 amino acids.